UAUAAAAAAAAAGCAUUUUAGAUAAAUAUCAAGUAGUAUAGACAAAUUUCGAAGACGUGAGGAAGAAGAAACAAAACUAUUCCAUAGAUCCAGUGCCAACGCUUUGAAAUUGAAUUAUAUUUGGCAAUAGUGAUAAUAUUGUGGCGCAAAUGUCAAACAGCGGCUAAAUAAUACAGCAAUCGACAAAAUUAAGCUUAGAACUUGUCUGUUCUUCGCACGGGCAACACGAGUUGUGUGAUUAUAUGACCGAUUUGAUAUUUCUAGACAAGGAUGGCACAACAACAUACAUUGCAGGAUGAUGAGAUGGAGAAAAUAUGUAGGUAUUCACGAUUUCAAUUCACGAUCAAAUGUCUGCACAAUCUUAUGCAAAUUAAGCCGAAACAAAAUUUUGUCUUCAGUCCGCAUAAUAUAUAUGAGGGACUUUUUGUUAUUUACUUGUCAGCCAGUGGUGCCACCGAGCAACAAUUGAAACGCACACUCGAAUUGCCUGACCAUAUUGAUCAAAAAGUAAUUAUAGACUGGGUAUUAAGAAGACUCAACAGGAAAAAUGAGGAAAUUGUAAAGUGGUCGAAUUAUAAUGACAAAAGAAUUUGUUGGAUUUCACGUAUGAAAUCUGUAAAUACAAAUAUGAAAAUUGUAUUUGGAAACGAAUUAAGAAUUGUAACUUUUCAUAGAAACCGUUUAGUUAAUUCAAAGAAAUUGAUAAAUGAAGAACUGAAAAUUAAAACAAUGGAUUAUUUCGAUCAGCCUGUGAAAUUUAACAAUAUCUGCGAGAAAAUGGAAUUUAUUCUAUCAACCAUAUUUUAUUUAAAUGACGAAAUUCCAUUUCAUACAGCUUUAUUUAAAGACAAAUCUACAAAUUGCAACAAGAUUAGACCGAUAAGAAAAGUUUUAUGCGCUGCGUCUUCUAAACUAAUGAUGUUCAUGAAAAAAAUACUAUUAAGCAACGACGAUGACUUGUCGCUUUUCCAAUUUGCUCCUAUUAUUGGGGCAGAACAGAAAGAAUGGAAAGUAGAUGAUAACAAAUUAUCAGAAUUAGUCGAGAGAUUCAUGACCAAAGAAGGAUCUGAAGAGCUUCGCAAAGUGCUGGAUAAUCCCGAGUCGUUAACUGAAAUGAAAAAAGAAAUGCCUAUACCUUUAGAAAUUUUUGAAAUGCAGAACGAACUGGAAAUCGACAAACUAUUGGAUAAAUUGGGCAUUCAAGAUUUAUUAGAACCCGACAAGGCCACUCUAUCCAAUUUCACUAAACAAAAUCUGCUCCUCGGCGAUGUCAAGCAUUACGCGCAUAUUUGUAUGACACCAAAUGAGGUCACUGCUGACGCAGUUAGCAUGUUCUUUACAAAAGAAGGAGGAUCUCUUAAUCAAAUCAAAGACAUUAGUAUAUGGAAAAAAGUAAAGAAUAAGUCACUUUGGCUGCUGUAUUGUAAAAAACGACACACCAUUCUUUUCAUUGGUAUUAUGAAUGAAGAUAAAUAAUCUUUAUUGCAAAAUUUUCCUUAGAACAAAAAUGUAUUCUCGAUUGAAAUUUUAAUAGCACAACUAAUCUCCACAGUAUGAUACGUUUUUAAUA
Nylanderia fulva is the source of this 1570-nucleotide messenger RNA. Its product is annotated as serine protease inhibitor 88Ea-like. Gene Ontology annotation, molecular function: serine-type endopeptidase inhibitor activity. NCBI's taxonomy places the organism in Eukaryota, Metazoa, Arthropoda, Insecta, Hymenoptera, Formicidae. The record is from RefSeq and is a predicted model, not a curated record.